Lates calcarifer (barramundi perch) is the source of this 1133-nucleotide messenger RNA. RefSeq names its product butyrophilin-like protein 1. The record is from RefSeq and is a predicted model, not a curated record. The transcript is spliced from 4 exons. The coding region runs from base 124 to 840 and encodes 238 amino acids. NCBI's taxonomy places the organism in Eukaryota, Metazoa, Chordata, Actinopteri, Centropomidae.
GCCCAGAAACCUAACGUGUUGUGUGAUGAAUCAGUGAGAGUGAGAGGAGCUGCUGAAGCUUCCUCCUCUUCAGAUGCUGAAGUGCUGUUUUCCCUCUUUAAUGUUCAGAUGAGCUGAACAAACAUGGAGCUUCUUCCUCUCGUGUGUCUCUGUCUCCUGACUUGGUCUGGAACAACGUUUGCUGAUGGAAACGGUCCAGGUGUCGUGACUGUGGCCGUGGCAGAAGGGAGUGAAGCUGUUUUACCCUGUUCCCUCAGCACCAGGCAGAACAUCGAGCAGAAGGUGUUUGACUGGAAGAAAGAUGUGAAGAAGGAGGUGUUCCUGUACGCUGCUGGCCAGCAUUACAACAAGGGCCGAACAGGUCAAGACGAACAGUUCAAAGGACGAGUUUUUCAUUUUGAAGAUGAGCUGAAGAACGGCAACGCCUCCAUAAAGAUCCACAAUACAAAGAUGGCCGACAGCGGAAGUUACACCUGUACUUUCCCUAAUACAGCAGAACCAGAAUCCCACGUUAAACUUGUUGUAGGUGCAGCUCCAGAACCAUCUGUUGCAACACUUAAUCAAACAAUAGACUGGGCUCUGCUGCAGUGUGUUGUUCGAGGAGCUUCUCCCAAACCUAAAGUAGAGUGGCAGGACGGUUCUGGAAACAUCCUUCCUGCUGAGGAACCACAGGUCUCUGAAAGAGGAGGACGUUACGACAUCAUCCUCCAAACUACUGUGACCAAGACUGACCGCUAUCGCUGUGUCGCCACACAGGAGGAAAUCAACCAUCAGGUUCAUUCUGAUACCUAUGUGCUUAUGAAUGACCGAAGAGAAGAAAACAACUCAGGUGAGUCCUGAUUCUCUACAUUAUGAUUAAAUGAACAUUGUGACAUUAUCAGCUUCAUAAAAGUCGACUUUACAGUGGAACAGUUGAAUUGGAUUGCAGUAGAUUGUACGUGUGUCUGUACCUAAUAAAGUGCACACUGAGUCUGUCACUGACACAGUUCAGCCCUGAUAACACAAUCUUCCUACUAAUGAAGAACACGUGUCAGAAAGAGGAGGAUGCUGCAACAUGAGCCUCCUCACUACUGUGAGCAAAACCAGAACCAAGCUCUGAGCUGAGCAGCCGAGCAGGAGGAGAGUGGACAGAA